Molecule: messenger RNA, 2388 nt
Organism: Melospiza georgiana
Lineage: Eukaryota; Metazoa; Chordata; Aves; Passeriformes; Passerellidae
Gene: FSD2
Product: fibronectin type III and SPRY domain containing 2
Exons: 12
Coding region: 1-2388 (795 amino acids)
Molecular function (GO): protein binding
Source: RefSeq, a predicted model, not a curated record
AUGUCAUCCAGAUCUGGCAGCACGAGAGACUAUGGGACUAGCGGCCAACGACAUCACUCAGCUUCCCCACCAGCCCCAGAGCCUAGUGACACUGAGACUGAAGGUCUGAUCUUCUAUCACAUGGAUCUUUAUGGAUCAAAGGAGAGGUUUGAUAUCUUUCCUGAAGAGCCCUCUGGUCGAGGAGACAGAUCUCUGGGGGAUACGAGAAGGGAAUCUGCACCGAGUAGUGAAAAAGUUCAGCGCCCACAAGAAGUUGGCUAUGACUUGGAAAAGGAGGUUGCAGAGUUGGCUAAGAUGUAUGGACUUGAUGAGGAUAGAGAAAAAGAGCUUGAGCUUCUUGGAGGACAUCUGGAGAAGGUGGAGAGCAGAUGGCCACCAGCUCGCACAGAAAAAGCAGGAUUACAAGGUUCCUUAUAUAACAGGUCAAAAAGCAGCUCUUCAGUGAAAGAUCCAAGCCAAAGCACAAAGCAGCAAGGACUUCCUGAUGAGGCUUCUCAAGGUGAAAAUCAGAGCAAAGCCAGAGCAGAUGAUGAGGCUGAGAGCAGCACAUGGUCCAGAGGGGGGCUAAGCAGUGGUGGCAUGUCAGACGAGUGGAACAGUCAGGCUGUCAGUGAGGAGGAGGUAGAGGAGGAGGAGGAGGAAGAAGAGGAAGAAGCAGCAGAUAUUUUUUGUUCCACCUGCAAGAUACCAAUCCGAGCUUUUGACAAACUGUUUGGUGAACACAAGGAUCAUGAGGUUGCUCAGCUCCCCAGUGCUGUGGAAAGUGAAAAGGAGGAGAUCCAUAAAAACAUGUGCAAGUUGGAAGAACAGAUUGCUCAGAUGGAAAAUGUUGCCAGCCAUUUGGAGGAAAUCUUCAUCACUGUAGAGGAAAAUUUUGGGAGGCAGGAGCAGAACUUUGAGGUGCAUUACAACGAUGCAGUGCAAGUGCUUGCUCAGAAGUAUGAGGAGCAGCUGGAAGCACUGGGAGAAGAGAAGAGGCAGAAGCUGGAAGCUCUGUAUGAGCAGCUGGUCAGCUGUGGGAAACAUCUUGACACCUGCAAGGAGCUGACAGAUGAAACCCAGGAGCUUUUCCUGGAAAAUGACAAAGCUGAAUUUAUGAAGGCAGCAGUAACCAUGGUUGACAGGCUGGAAGAAUUCUUAAAGCAAGAAGUGAAUUUAGAGCUUUCAACACUGCCAGACUUUGAAGAGCGGGCCAUAGAUGUCUCUGAAGUUGAACAACUAAUGAACUCCAUUAAUGCUAUUCCAGCUCCUUGUGCCCCUGUGAUCAACCCCCAGGCUCCCAAUGCAGCAACUGGCACUUCACUGAGAAUUUGCUGGGGCCUCUUCUCAGAUGACACUGUGGAGUGCUACCAGCUGUGCUACCAACCUGUGAGCAAUGAGAGGCACAGGGAUGGGCAAGCAGAGCACACACUAAAAGUGAAGGAAACAUACUGCACCAUUACUGAUCUGUUGCCAAAUACACAGUAUGAAUUUUGGGUCAGUGCUUUAAAUGCCUCUGGAAUCAGUCCACCAAGUGAAAGAGCAGUUUAUGUAACAGCUCCUUCACCACCUAUCAUAAAGAAUAAAAAGAUCCAAAGCUGUGAAAAUGCAGCACUGGUGUGCUGGGAAUCCAGAGACAUUAACCCUGUGGAUUCCUACACAGUUGAAUUGUCCAAGCUGACAGAUGAAGAAAAUGAUGAUAUUAUUACUGAAUCUAUUGUUGGGAUCCCUAACUGUGAAGUCCUAAUUCACCUCCAGCCAACACAAAAGUAUCACAUCUGUGUCAGAGCCCAAAACCUGGGUGGCUCCAGUGAAAGAAGUGAACCUGUCCUGAUACACACCACAGGCACCUGCUUCUACCUUAAUGAGGACACAGCCCAUCCUUUACUGGCAAUUCUAGAUGAUGGAUUUACCAUUUCAUGUGAUGAACUGGAAAACCCAGAGUGUGAUCUGCCUGUCUAUGAUAACAGCUUUACAAGAUGUAUUGCAAUCCUGGGCAGUCUGAUCCCAUUUCCAGGAAAGCAUUACUGGGAGGUGGAAGUUGAGGAAGAUACAGAGUACAGAGUCGGUGUGGCUUUUGAGAACACUCCAAGACAUGGUCACCUGGGGGCAAACAACUCAUCCUGGUGCAUGAGGCACAUCAUCACACCCUCCAGGCACAAGUAUGAAUUCCUGCACAGUGGGAUGACACCUGACAUCAGAAUUACUGUUCCCCCCAGAAGGAUUGGCAUCCUGCUGGACUAUGAGAACUGCAGACUGUCAUUUUUCAAUGCAGAUAUUGCCCAGCACCUUCACACAUUCAACUCACCCUUCCAGCAUUAUGUCCACCCCUGCUUUGCACUGGAAACACCUGGUAUCUUAAGGAUACACACUGGAAUUACAACACCCCUAUGGACUGCCCUGCCAUAA